GAUCGACAGACACGGACAGCCUCUGACCCUCUGGAGUUGGUAUGUGAUAAGCAGCCCUAGCAGUGCCAUGUAUUGGAAGAGCGAUCAGAUGUUUGUGUGUAAACUAGAAGAAAAAGACGUGCCGGAGCUGGCAGUUCCCCCUGAGAAGUGCCAGGAGCUCAUGUCGGAGGAGUGCGGGCAGGCUACAGCCCUGGCGGCCGGGAGAACUCGGAAAGGCGCCGGGGAAGAGGGACUGGUGAGCCCCGAGGGAGCGGGGGACGAGGACUCUUGCUCCUCCUCGGCCCAACUGUCCCCGUCGUCCUCGCCCCGGUCCAUGGCCUCGGGCUCCGGCUGCCCCCCUGGCAAGUGUGUGUGCAACAGUUGCGGCCUGGAGAUCGUGGACAAAUACCUUCUCAAGGUGAAUGACCUAUGCUGGCAUGUCCGGUGUCUCUCCUGCAGUGUUUGCAGAACCUCCCUAGGAAGGCACACCAGCUGCUAUAUUAAAGACAAAGACAUUUUCUGCAAACUUGAUUAUUUCAGAAGGUAUGGAACUCGCUGCUCUCGAUGUGGGAGACACAUCCACUCUACUGAUUGGGUCCGGAGAGCCAAGGGGAAUGUCUAUCACUUGGCAUGCUUCGCUUGCUUUUCCUGCAAAAGGCAACUUUCCACAGGAGAGGAGUUUGCUUUGGUGGAAGAGAAAGUCCUCUGCAGAGUGCAUUAUGAUUGCAUGCUGGAUAAUUUAAAAAGAGAAGUAGAAAAUGGUAAUGGGAUUAGUGUGGAAGGCGCCCUCCUCACAGAGCAAGAUGUUAACCAUCCAAAACCAGCAAAAAGAGCUCGGACCAGCUUUACAGCAGAUCAGCUUCAGGUAAGCGUGUGGUUUCAGAAUUGUAGAGCACGCCACAAGAAACAUGUCAGUCCUAAUCACUCCUCCUCUGCCCCAGUCACAGCAGUCCCACCCUCCAGGCUGUCUCCACCCAUGUUAGAAGAAAUGGCUUAUUCUGCCUACGUGCCCCAAGAUGGAACAAUGUUAACUGCGCUGCAUAGUUAUAUGGAUGCUCAUUCACCAACAACUCUUGGACUCCAGCCCUUGUUACCCCAUUCAAUGACACAACUGCCAAUAAGUCAUACCUAAUUCUUUUUUCAGGGAUAGAAUUGAUUAAGGAUAUGAAUUUGUCGUUUCUUAUGUAUAAAAUACCAUUGAAAAGAUAUUACUGUUAAUUUUUUAUUUAACACGUAAAGCAUUUCCAACAUCACUUUGCUGCCCAGGUAUGUAUCUGUAGUUGGCCUGCAAGACACUUUUAUUGAUUCUUCAUUUUUGUAAAACUUAUGUUUACAAGAAGAAAACAAAUCAAAACAUUUUUUGUAUUGUCUGGAAAUAGUUCACUCUAGUGUGUAUCUGUUAAUUUAUUUGCCAUCAAAAGAGCACUUUGCCUAAAAGAAAGGACUGACAAGUGUGCAAAAUGUUUACAAUCUUUUGUGAAAUUGUAGUUUAUCAUUAGUUUGUAUCUGUAAGUUAUUGUUAUAAAUAUUACCUGUAUUUUUUGUUAUAUACAACUUUAUACUUUAAAGCUUGUAUCUGUGAAUUUGCAACUGAAAUUUAUUUUGCCAAUGUUUUCUGAAUGAACUGAAUAAAGCUUCUGUUGUAGCAUGCCAUGCAAACACAUUAUUGUGUUUGUGGUUGAUGAAUUAUGGCUGUAAAUAACACUAUAGUUUAAUAAGCCCACCAUUCUGAGUUUAUUAAACAUUUUCCAUUCUUGUGAAAAUUUCAA
Molecule: messenger RNA, 1748 nt
Organism: Cebus imitator (Panamanian white-faced capuchin)
Lineage: Eukaryota; Metazoa; Chordata; Mammalia; Primates; Cebidae
Gene: LHX8
Product: LIM homeobox 8
Exons: 8
Coding region: 68-1111 (347 amino acids)
Biological process (GO): forebrain neuron development; regulation of transcription by RNA polymerase II; neuron differentiation
Cellular component (GO): nucleus
Molecular function (GO): DNA-binding transcription factor activity, RNA polymerase II-specific; RNA polymerase II transcription regulatory region sequence-specific DNA binding
Source: RefSeq, a predicted model, not a curated record